Molecule: messenger RNA, 258 nt
Organism: Entrophospora sp. SA101
Lineage: Eukaryota; Fungi; Glomeromycota; Glomeromycetes; Entrophosporales; Entrophosporaceae
Source: the annotation of a GenBank genome assembly
AUGCCACUGGUAACCUAUGGUUGUCAUAGCCGCAAUGACAAGAUAGCAUCAAUUCGUUAUAACCUUGAUGAUCCUACUACUCCCACGACCACGGCCACGUUACAGAAAACUAAGGCAGACGAUGUUGAAGUGGAAAUGGAUAACAAGGGAAAACUUGUUGCAAUAUUAAUUUUAUUACUAAUGCUAGUAAUAGAAUGGAGCUUGAGGAAGCAGCAGAGAAGUAUACCAGAACAAAAGAUAAUUUUAUUUAUGCAGUAG